Messenger RNA from Ascochyta rabiei, 711 nucleotides. RefSeq lists its product as uncharacterized. The transcript has a single exon. NCBI's taxonomy places the organism in Eukaryota, Fungi, Ascomycota, Dothideomycetes, Pleosporales, Didymellaceae. Bases 1 to 711 code for a protein of 236 amino acids. The record is from RefSeq and is a predicted model, not a curated record.
AUGUCCGGCAGUUAUGAAUUUCCCGAGACACCACCGAAUCCUCAAACGGGCAAGGCUAGGAUUGCGGUAGCUCCCGUCCACCACGAGCCGCCGCCACCUGCAACGGUCGCACAACUGUCUCGUUUCGGGCCUCGAUGGAACAUCAGAGACAUUCAAGCUCAGCUCUCUCAAUACGUUCUUGAGAUGGGCAUCGUCGAGGGCACAACAGACGAGUGGCAACGAACCCAAGAUCCCGAGGCCGACUUCACCUUUCAUUGUGCUCUGGACAUCAUGGCUGCAUCGCUUUUCCGUGCCAAGCAACUCGUCUUACGCCAUCGAUGGGGCUUCAGCGAGGCGGAAACUAUCUUGAUUGCCAAGGAAGUCAAGAACAUGGAUUGGGGCAUGGCGCAUCUCCUUUACAGCUUUGUGGCGGUCAGACAUCUCGAGACCCCAAUCAUGGCUUGGAAUGUCGGGACUGGAAUCGAGAGACAUUUUCACCUUUAUUUGUCCUUCGAGAAAGCUCUCGAGGGCAAGUUGACCGGGGAGGCUAAGGAUGAGAUCGAGAAGUGGUUUGAAAAGACGAACAAGUACUUUGAAGAGGUUAUUGUUCUGUUCAAGGGGCCACCUGGAAGCAAGAGACCCGAGGCGAAUCCUGAAGAAGGCAAUUUUGCCGAAAUCGAUGAACCUGCCCCAGGCCACCCUAAGGAACUUGCUGAUGUUGCUACUCACUGA